AUGAGCGAAUUCAUAUACUCCCCGAUUCCAGCCAGCAGCGGCGGGUUUCGCAUUUUGAGGCUCCGGCCCGGAAGUCCAGAUAACAGCGUAGAGUGUGACCUCAUCAUCGCCCAGCUCGACUCAAGUAACCUGCUACCUUACGAUGCUUUGUCGUAUUUCUGGGGAGACCCUGAUGAUCGAGAGGCCAUCACGGUUCAUGGCCGCGAACAGCAUGUGACAAGGAAUCUCCAUGCAGCUCUAAGGCAGCUGAGGUCUGUAUCCAGAGACCGACUGCUCUGGGCCGAUGCAGUCUGUAUCAACCAAAAUGAUGCAGAAGAGAAGGGCAAACAGGUCCAACUUAUGAGAGAUAUCUAUCGAAAGGCGGAACGCACAAUUGUCUGGCUUGGCGAGGGUUCAAUCUUUACU
Hyaloscypha bicolor E is the source of this 405-nucleotide messenger RNA. RefSeq lists its product as uncharacterized. Lineage: Eukaryota; Fungi; Ascomycota; Leotiomycetes; Helotiales; Hyaloscyphaceae. The annotation marks the transcript as partial. The record is from RefSeq and is a predicted model, not a curated record. The transcript has a single exon.